GGGCAGGCGCGCUGGCGCGGCCGGACCCUCCGCGGCCGCCGUAGCGACCACAGUAAACAGGAAGUAGGAGCUUCGUGGCGGAGGAUUCGUGAGGGACUCCCUCGCCUCCCGCCGUUAGAGCCCGCUCUCCAUCCUUCUCCAAGUCUUCCUCCCGGUCUACAGGAACUCUGCCACCUCAGAGUGCUGAACCAUGGCCGAAUACUCCUAUGAAAAGUCCACCAAACUCUUGCUCAAGAGUACCAAGGCCAAGAGUAAAAAGAAGAAGAGCAAGGAUAAGAAGAGGAAACGGGAAGAAGAUGAGGAAACCGAACUUGAUAUUGUGGGAAUCUGGUGGACUGUAUCCAACUUUGGGGAGAUUUCAGGAACCAUUGCUAUUGAAGUGGAUAAAGGAGCCUAUAUCCAUGCCCUGGACAAUGGACUUUUUACACUGGGAUCUCCACACAGAGAAGUGGAUGAGGGCCCCAGUCCUCCAGAGCAGUUCACUGCCGUCAAAUUGUCUGAUUCCAGAAUUGCCCUGAAAUCUGGCUAUGGAAAAUACCUUGGUAUAAAUUCAGAUGGACUUGUUGUUGGGCGUUCAGAUGCAAUUGGGCCGAGAGAACAAUGGGAACCAGUAUUUCAAGAUGGGAAAAUGGCUUUAUUGGCCUCAAAUAGCUGCUUUAUUAGAUGUAAUGAAGCAGGCGAUAUAGAAGCAAAGAAUAAAACAGCAGGAGAAGAGGAGAUGAUAAAGAUUAGAUCCUGUGCUGAAAGAGAAACCAAGAAGAAAGAUGACAUCCCAGAAGAAGACAAAGGGAAUGUGAAGCAGUGUGAAAUCAACUAUGUAAAGAAAUUCCAGAGCUUCCAAGACCACAAACUCAAAAUAAGCAAAGAAGAUGGUAAAGUUCUUAAAAAGGCUCGGAAAGAUGGAUUUUUGCAUGAGACACUUCUGGACAGGAGAGCCAAAUUGAAAGCUGACCGAUACUGCAAGUGACGGAGAUGUUUUUGUGUUGCUUUGGUUUUUUUUGUUGUUGGGGGGAGAUGUCUGUUUUUAUCCUGAAUAAAAAUACUCAGUACAACUCUGCUUUUACAGA
Molecule: messenger RNA, 1067 nt
Organism: Onychomys torridus (southern grasshopper mouse)
Lineage: Eukaryota; Metazoa; Chordata; Mammalia; Rodentia; Cricetidae
Gene: Frg1
Product: FSHD region gene 1
Exons: 9
Coding region: 191-967 (258 amino acids)
Cellular component (GO): striated muscle dense body; nucleolus; catalytic step 2 spliceosome
Molecular function (GO): actin filament binding
Source: RefSeq, a predicted model, not a curated record